Molecule: messenger RNA, 674 nt
Organism: Plutella xylostella (diamondback moth)
Lineage: Eukaryota; Metazoa; Arthropoda; Insecta; Lepidoptera; Plutellidae
Molecular function (GO): odorant binding
Source: RefSeq, a predicted model, not a curated record
AACAGCGAUGGUAUACAUUGUACUUAAGUUGAAAUAACUCAUUGGUACAUGUCAGCGCCGGGAUUCGAACCCGCAUCUCUUGCGUGUGAAGCGGGCGCUUACUCGACUGAGCUAACACCGCUCCUUUUUACUUAUAACUUAUAUGUUUCAGAAAUGAUUCCCGCCACUGUGUUGCUCGCCGUACUGCCGUCCGUCCUCGGCCUGAGCCCUCCGCUCCUCUUCGAGAGCCUCAAAUCCGAACCGACAAUCUCAACCCUCUACACCACCGACAAAAAAGCGGACAAAAUCACCAACGAAUGCCUCGUAGAGAUGUACCCAAGGAACUUGUACAACUACCCGCUAAAUAUCGAUAAAAACGACGUUCCGUGUAUACUACACUGUGUUCUGAAGAAAUUCGGCAUAAUGAGCAACGAUGGAAAGAUCAUUAUCAAGAACUACUAUAGGAGAGUGCAACAAAUUCAUAGGUACGACCCACGGAUACUCAUUUCCGAUGUUGGAGACACGUGCGCCCAGAAGAUCAAGUCUAUGGAUUUGAGUAGAGAUGUCUGUAAGAAGGCGAAGGUGUUUAAUGAGUGCACACAGUUGUUCGCUGUUUCCCUUAAAGAUUCUGGUCGCUAGUGGCUGUGGUCGUUUGUAUUUUUGUAUUCGCAAAUUAAAGUGUUGCUUCUAAUUUU